Molecule: messenger RNA, 1980 nt
Organism: Talaromyces rugulosus
Lineage: Eukaryota; Fungi; Ascomycota; Eurotiomycetes; Eurotiales; Trichocomaceae
Exons: 2
Coding region: 1-1980 (659 amino acids)
Source: RefSeq, a predicted model, not a curated record
AUGUGGGAAGGAGAAUCCCGAUCGGGCUCGCAAUCAUCACAUGAUUAUGGACGUGACCCUCCAGAGCAACCUCGUCCAGCAGACCAAAUAAGACAGUUACAUCUGACCGAGUCCUCUGGGUCUUUGGAAAGCUCCAUCUCUAAAAAUGGGCGGAGCAAUUCGUCUCAAAAUGCUUAUUCCUGGUGGGAUGACUCCAACAAGAAUUAUUCCUCGACCACCUCCUUGGGUCCAUCGGAAAGCCCUAUAGAUGGACGACGAAAGCUACUUCUUAUCUACAUCCAUGGAUUUAUGGGUGAAGAGACCAGUUUUCAGAAGUUUCCUGUCCAUGUACACAAUCUGGUCACCAAAAGCCUUGCGGAAUCACAUGUGGUCUAUUCCAAGGUCUAUCCGCGAUACAAAUCACGUCGGGCCAUGAACAUUGCUCGUGAUGACUUCAGUGAAUGGUUGCUGCCGCACGAAUCCCACGAUACCGAUGUGCUUUUACUUGGUCAUAGUCUUGGUGGAAUCCUGAGCGCAGAAGUGGCUUUGAACGAGUCCGAUUCAACAAACGGUCUCGAUAUAUUCAAGCACAAUAUUCUUGGUUUGAUCAAUUUUGAUGUCCCUUUUCUGGGGUUACACCCAGGUAUAGUCGGUACAGGAAUAGCCAGCUUAUUUCAGCCCAAACGCAGCGACGAAUCGCCUCAAGAUGAUGCAGCAGAACGGCCAGGGUUGGCAUCUAUUGGUACAGAACUUUUCGGUUUAGAAAAAACAUCUUCUUGGUUUAAGCAGAACCCGGAUUCCAAUUAUGACCCUGCAUUUCCGAAUGACGUUCGUCGGACAAAACGAAGCCAGUUAGAUGGGAUGCUUCACUUCUUGAAGAAGAACACAGGGCAGGUAACAAGCGCAAUGAAGGAGUAUGCGACAUCUUAUUUUGAAUUCGGUGGAUGCUUGACCGACUAUUCAGGUCUUCGCCGGCGAUACUCGAGAUUGAAGGAGUUGGAGGCCGUUGACAGCAUGAACCUGAAACGUGAUCCUCAAGGCCGCUUGCUGCGGAGGAUCAGAUUCGUCAAUUACUACACUGCGAGCCGAGGGUUUCCUAAAAAGUCACAACUAGUGGAUACUCUUGGUUCUAUCAAUGAUGAAUCGAACGAAAGCAGGGAAGCCACCAAACAGGAUGCGGGACCUGCCAUUGAUGUUCUUGAGCCUUCAAGUCCUGUACUCACCGAGGAAGAUUCAGAAGGCGACAACGGCUUAAACAGCGUCGAUCCAAACCCAAUGGAUGAGCACGAGCCUAUGGAGAGUGCCACUUUACCAGAUAAAGGAGACGAUAACCUACUGGUGCAACCUACUACGGACGACAAAUUUGCGUCGCUCCUAGACCUUUUACCGCCUCUUCCGACCAUACCUGAUACUCCAUCAGCGAUUGACCCAUCACAGUUUGAAGAGAAAGAUUUACUGAAACAAGCCCAAAAAGAGUAUACCCGAUUACUCAAAUUUCAAGAGCAAGCUAAAAAGGAAUGCGAGAAAACAAUAAAAGAGCGGAAAAAGCUUCUAGAACAGCUCAAGAAGAAACAUAAAAAACUUAACCCAUCGCCCUCGCUAACAGACGCUCUUGAACCAACAGACGGAGACAGUAUCACCAAUUCAAUCACCAAGGGGGAUGACCCGGACAAUUUUUCGUUACCGGAAACACAGCCAAGCCGGACAGAUUCUAAACGAGGCUCGUCAGAGAAGCCCCCCAAAGAUCGCAAAUUCUGCGUCCUGCCCAAGAUUGGCGACACCCCAGACCCUCUCUGGGUGCGUCUUUUCAUACCUGAUGUUGACGAAGUAGUUGCUCAUCAAUCGAUAUUCAUGCCUAACGGGUUAUAUUAUGAAUGGUUGGUGGGUGAUAUCGUGGGCAGAAUUGAGCAGUGGGUACAAGAUGAUUGCACACGACGGGCGAUUUGGGAAGCAUUGGAAGACGACGAAGGCAAUGUUAACCCAUCUAAGGGUGAAUAUUGA